Molecule: messenger RNA, 1074 nt
Organism: Phytophthora nicotianae INRA-310
Lineage: Eukaryota; Oomycota; Peronosporomycetes; Peronosporales; Peronosporaceae
Exons: 2
Coding region: 1-1074 (357 amino acids)
Source: RefSeq, a predicted model, not a curated record
AUGUCUUCUGUAGAUAACGGCGCUUUCGUCGACCUCACUUCCUCGCCCUGCUUUUCUCCUCGCUCUGCCGCACGUGGCGGCCCGGUCACCGUGUCGACCGUUGAGUUGGCUGAGCCCUCACUAGACCUUGCCGGUGUGUGGGCCUCGUUGAGAGCGUUGCAGCAUGCCAUCGACCAGACCGAGGCACUACGCGAGCUUCGCUCGGAUCAUGAGGUUCUGCGCCGCGUGUUUUUGGCCACGCGACGUUGCGCGGAGGAUCUGGAUCAUCGGCUUGCUGACGCGGCCAAUGCCGCGUCGCCCUUCGUGCUCUUUUGCCAGCACAAGUAUGAAGUGGUCCAUCACCAGCUGCACUCAACUCGGAAGGAGCUCGCCGACUGCUUGAUCGCGCUGCAGGGCCGUCUGGACAACUCCUGCGAGCUUGAGGCUUGCCGUCUUCGGUACCAUGACCUGCAACUCCGCUACCGCGAAGCAGUGUCCGAGUUCCAAGAUCGGAUCUCUACCUUGGAGGCGCAGCUGGCCGCCGCCUCUUCUUUUGGUGUGAUUGUCCCGCCUGACACGGCUCGUCGCAUAGCGGAUCUGGAGUCCCAGCUCGCGCGGUCCCAAUCUGACUUACAAGUCGCGCGUGAUCGCCAGUUUUCUCUCGCUUCGGAGCUUCGUGAAUCAGCUACGUCUCACAAGGCCGCUCAAGCAGAAGUAGAUCGCCUCGAGGCCGCGAUCGAGCGCAUGACUCGUCGCUCUCGCACUUUACAUGACAACUACGAGCAUCGUUUGAUGGUUGCCGACACCACGAUCGCCACACGUUCCACCGAGCUUAAUCGCCUGCAGGAUCGGGUAUCGACAUUGGAACGGGAUCUCCAGAAGGCUUCCCAGCGUGUCCAGGCGGUAAUUUCUCAGCGCGAUCAAGCCAGGGCAGAGCGUAUCGCUAUCCAGGACCGUGUCUCAGCGGCUCGAGAUACUAUCGCCCGGCUGGAAACGCGGGUUAACCAAGUCGAGAAAUCUCAGAAGGCGCGUCAGGACCUCGAGCUCGCGCUCGCAGCGCUUCAGGAGAGACAGUUGGGCAGUCCAACGAGAUGA